Molecule: messenger RNA, 3221 nt
Organism: Marasmius oreades (fairy-ring Marasmius)
Lineage: Eukaryota; Fungi; Basidiomycota; Agaricomycetes; Agaricales; Marasmiaceae
Exons: 6
Coding region: 1-3075 (1024 amino acids)
Biological process (GO): positive regulation of Rho protein signal transduction
Molecular function (GO): guanyl-nucleotide exchange factor activity
Source: RefSeq, a predicted model, not a curated record
AUGAAGGCCUUUUUCUCUCGCCUUCACCUCGGCGGCAGCACAAAGGACAAGGACAAAGACACUCCUCUCACAAAGGAAAAGUUUCCACCGCUCAGGCCAUGGCCUCCUCCAGACAACAAUAAUUCUUCCCUCAAGCCUCUCCCAGAUCUCAUUCCUACCGAACGUCCAUUACCACCUAUAGAGCCCACUGAAUCUCUUUCUGCUUCAUUUGCUGGUGUUAAUCAGUCCUCCUCGUCAUCUUCUAGUACUCCUACUCCUCCUUCCAAAUCCCCUACACCAGUACCCGAUGAACCUUACUCAGAGCUUCCUCUUCGCACGACAUCUCCUCGGCAGGAUCCAGACUCAACUGGGCGCAGCUCGAGAAAGGCUGUGAAUGGUGCAACUUCCCCAAACGCUACCAACAUUGAGGUCCAGAAGAAGGUCGCAUUCAUAUCUCCCUCUCCAACCCAGACCAUCGUCGAUCGUGCCAUGCCCGAUUCACCUGGUAGUCCUUCGUUUACCCCAAGUUCUCCACCUCUCAAAACAACAGUGUCGCGUUUUCAGGCUACGCAUGGCAAGGAGCCUCGUGGAUCAACAUCUUCCACAGGCGCAUCGUCUUCAAAGACCGACCUCGGCUCUUCUAGCAAGGCUUCCGCUGGAAAACCCCCGUCGAUGCGAACUUCAUCGCCGUAUUCACAUAAACAAGACGGUGCAUCGGCACAAUCGCUCCGGUCCGCCACACCCUACUCACAGAUGUCCAACAACACCAGCGGCAGUCGUAUUCUUGGAGCGACAUCUUGGAGUGAAGUGACGGAAGAAGACCUUGUAUCGAAUCUUGGAUCACGGGAGCGUACCCGCCAAGAAGUAUUGUUUGAGAUUAUACAUAGUGAAGAGAGAUAUGUGCAGGAACUAGCGAAAAUGAAGGAAACAUUCAUUGACCCGCUUCUUCACCCAUAUUCAUCAUCAGCUGUCUCCUCAAUGUCAUCAACACCCAACCUCGACUACGACUAUCAUCGUUCUGAGUCACCGACUGCUGAAUCUGCGGAUCAGUUACCCCCGAUAGCUGCACGUUUCAUGUCCCCUACUCCUUCUAUUCCUUCCUCGCGCCAUAAAGACACUCCAAACAUUGAUGGCGACUCAAUGGAUUCGGAUGAUGAGGAAGACGACCAGUUAGGGAAGAGCUAUCCGUCGCGACGCCCCGGGAACAUCAGUGCAGCGUCCAAACUCAAUCACCCUCGAUCCCCUUAUCGUUCUAACGUCUCACGGAACGGUACCAAAACAGCGGGAGGUACCUCAGUACCGUUCCCUUCGCGGUCCCAUCAUUCCUUACCUCCACCACCUCGAACUAAUCAGUUCAAUUCAUCUACUCAGUCCCUCGGCAGACAGUCGACGGUCAUAGAACGCGACCAGAAGCGGGAGCGUAAUUACAGCCACGGCCAGUCCACAAUUGCCGACCGCAAAGGGGAACAACAGCAAAUCAAAGGAAUGCUUCGAAAGUUAAAGAGGAGCGAAAAUUCUCGGAAUGGGGAUGUUUUGGGUGAUACUGUGGCCCCGCAUCAACUUCCUGAGGACCUGCGGAUAUGCUUAGAGGUUAUUGAUGGCGGUGUGUUCGAUGGACAUAAGAGGCUUUCAGAGGCACUCAAGAAGAGAUACGACGAACAAUUUCCUCUGGUGCGAUCGCUAGCAGAUGUUUUUGUCGCCAAUUCCGAUAUCUUUACUGGGUAUGCCAAAUACGUCCUUCACCUAGAGCGCGCUCUGGAACAAGUAGACGCCGCAUUAUCGAAUGUUUCUACGAAGAAGCCCAAAAAUCAAGAUAUGGCGGAGUGGCAGAAAGUCUGUAACCUUCUGCAGAAGCUUGAAGAGACUGCCAGCGAAAAGGGCGAGACCGGUCUUGCAAUCACCCUUUCGAAGCCCUUCCAACGUUUACUCAAAUACCCACUUCUCUUCCAGAACCUUCUCUUCCACACAGACCCAAGUACAUUCGAAUACGAGAGUACACUACAGAUGGUCGCUGAGGUGGAGUCCAUUAUUCGCAGCAUUGAAGACGAAAAGAUUCAGAAGGAGGAACGGGAUAAAACUAGAGAUGUCUUUGCCCGAAUUGAAGGACUCGACAAGGUGAGGCAAGUUGCCUUACCUAAACCUUCACGGAUCCUAGUAGAGGAACGGCAAUGCGCUCCUAGUACGGGUUCCUCAACCUCUCCACUGAAAUCCUCAUCUCCCCCACCUGCAAUGAACCCAAAGGGAGUCAGAGGUAAAUCUUCCUUCAAACGUCUCAGUGAUGUCCUCUCCACGGGGAAAAAAGAUUUAUGGUUGGUUGUUUUCAAUGACGUUGUCUUGCUUUGUCAAAGGACGGGAACGACAUCAUUGCCUCUGGUAGCGGCGACCAAUUCGAGGACAAACUCAUUGCCUGAGCUUCAAGGCCGGUCGAAGUACGCCACCACUGGCCGCCGCAAUUCACACACGAAGCCGAGGAACUUGUACAAAUUCAUAAAGAUCGAAACAUGGGCAAUCGGUGAUGUUGCACAACCUCGAGAGGGAGUCAUUUCGAUGGAAGAUGUUGCCCGGUCUCGUGCUCAAGUAGGCAGGCAGCAGCCAAGGAUCGUCCCUCUUCCCGACGAUGAUGAGGAUGAGGAUGGUGGCGUUGACUCAGAUGACUCUGACAGAAAAAGCAAAAUGAGCUUCUCCUAUUGGGGUGCUGACAAAGUCACUGUUCAGAAGCCAAUGAUCAAACCGAGGAUCACUGCAAGACGAGGCGUAGGCGGACCGUCGUACGCGAGGGAGUCGUCCGCCAACGCUAAGUUUGGCACACGACUUGUUGUUUCCCCCGACCAAUCUCCACACAACCGACCUGUUAGUCGUCGAGCAGCCCCAACACCAUCCCGACUCCGACCGUCGAACAAUGAUGAAACUAAAUCCACGGUAACAAGGCCAGGCUGGAAUAGCAAUACUAGCACGCGAUUUCCAAUUGUGGCUUCUCCCAUUCCUAAACAAAGGUCUCGAAAUACUUCACAGACCAGUGCUGCUACCGGAACCCCCCGAACCACUACUGCCAAAGCGAUGUCAUCUCCUGCCCCCUCAGAGGACUCUGGGGUCUAAAGGUGAAGUUUUGAUCCUUGCGCUGCUAGUCUCCACAAUUACGCUAUCGACUUUUUUAUUAUACCUCCUUCCCCCGUUUGUUUGGACGUCAUCCCCAAUUUUUUUGCAAUCGUUAUUCACCCAUGCAAUCGAUUGCAACUCUCGCU